GUUUUUUGCACUCUGCUGAUCCCAUAUCACACCACAGAAUUACCAAACCAGCACGAUGGCAAAUAUAUCCACCACCGAAAAGCCGCAGAUGCAGCAAAUUGAUCUCAACACGCUCAAUCUGCAGCAGUUGACUCAGCUGAAGAAUCAACUAGACCAGGAGCUACAAUUUUUCCAAGAGUCGUUGAACAGCAUCAAGAUAGCAAGAUCGAAAUACUCCGCAUCGAAGGAAGCCCUGGAACAGAUCAAAGAGGACUGGAACGAUAAGCAAAUUCUAGUGCCGCUGACCGGGAGCAUGUACGUGCCCGGUACGAUAAAGGAUGCGAAUAAUGUUAUCAUUGAGAUUGGCACCGGCUACUACGUAGAGAAUGAUCUGGAAAGUGCGAAAGCCUUUUUCAAACGACGCGUCGAAUACGUGCAGGAGCAGCUCGAAAAGAUCGAAACGAUCGGUAUGGAAAAGUCCAAAAUACGUGAUACGAUUCGCGAGGUAAUGGAGAAGAAGCUAGUACUGUUCAGCAAAGAGCUACAGAAGUAGCGCGAGGGCGAACAACCAUCGCCAUUGGCGGUCUCAGAUCGAGAA
Anopheles maculipalpis is the source of this 577-nucleotide messenger RNA. It is a transcript of the gene Pfdn5, whose product is annotated as probable prefoldin subunit 5. Lineage: Eukaryota; Metazoa; Arthropoda; Insecta; Diptera; Culicidae. Bases 56 to 532 code for a protein of 158 amino acids. The record is from RefSeq and is a predicted model, not a curated record. The transcript is spliced from 5 exons. Gene Ontology annotation, cellular component: cytoplasm; prefoldin complex. Gene Ontology annotation, biological process: protein folding; regulation of DNA-templated transcription.